GAGCAGAAGCAGAGGCCUUAUUGCACGGAGCACGCGCCGGACCGGACCGGACCGGGACCAGGCACACCACGCACGCAGAACCCUAGAGGCAUUCCCAAGUUCGAGCAAUCGAGCUCGAGCCCCAGAGGAACGAGUCCUGCCGGACGCCGCCACACCAUCUGAAACUGACGGCGGCGGGCGGCCGCUGCUUCCUCUCCCUUCUCCGUCCAGAUCCGGCGACUGGCGUCCCUCCUCCGCCAUCUUCCCUACCCUCGACGUGGCGAUGAGCUGUGAGCCGUGAGCUGUUCCAACAUUCCGGAACUAGCAGGAGGGGGAAAUUUUGAAAAGCUUUUUCCCAACAUUAACAGGUGGAACAUAUGCUAAAGAAAUAAGGGGCAAGCGAGAAGAUGAGGCUGGUGGGUUUGACGGGUGGCAUCGCAUCUGGGAAGAGCACUGUCUCUAACCUCUUUAGGGACUCUGGUGUCCCCGUUGUGGAUGCCGAUGUCAUUGCUCGGGAUGUAGUGCAGAAAGGCACCAGAGGUUGGAAGAAGAUUGUAAAAGCCUUUGGGAAUGAUAUUUUGCUGGAAAGUGGAGAAAUUAACAGAGCUCUAUUGGGACAAAUCGUAUUUUCUGACCCAUCAAAACGUCAACUUCUAAACCGUCUUCUGGCACCACAUAUUUCUUAUAGCAUUGUCUGGGAGAUAGCAAAACUGUGGAUGAAAGGCUGCAAGGUUAUCAUCCUUGACAUCCCGCUGCUGUUUGAGACAAAGAUGGAUAGAUGGACGAAUCCAAUCAUUGUUCUCUGGGUUGAUCCAAAAGUCCAGAUUGAGAGGCUCAUUUCAAGAGAUGGAUGCUCUGAAGGACAAGCUCAGAAUAGGAUCAAUGCACAGCUUGCACUAGACUGGAAGAAAUCAGAAGCAGACAUAGUGAUUGACAAUUCUGGUUCCCUGGAUGACACCAAACAGCAAUUCCAAGAAGUGUUGAUGAAAGUCUCGGAGCCCUUGACAUGGAAGGAACGCUUGAGAUCUAGAGAUGGUCUGAUCUCUGUUGUCGUCUUUACUGCAGUGGGCGUAUUACUUGCCCAGAAGAAUCUGCUAUGAUCAUGAAGGCUUAGGGAGUUAAAAAUGUUGAUACGAUGUUUUAAAGGACUGGCACAACUAAGUAAGAACCCUUAGUAAGAACCACUAUUUUUAGUUGUCCUUACUGGAUAAUGGGUCAAGUAAUGAAAGUCUGCAUUUAGGGAUUGCUGGGCUUAGCCAAAAUCUUGUUGUACCAAAUUGUGUUGAUGGGCUGGGAAUUACAACUAUAUUCGGACUACGGGCUAUCCAUGUUCAUGUGAUUUUUUGUACCGAGUAUAAAGCAUGGCCAUGCAUGCGAAUCCGCACUGCCUAAUUAUGGAAGCCACUUGAUUAGAAGCUUGCCCUUUAGUCACAGAA
Zea mays is the source of this 1415-nucleotide messenger RNA. RefSeq lists its product as uncharacterized. Gene Ontology annotation, molecular function: dephospho-CoA kinase activity; ATP binding. The record is from RefSeq and is a predicted model, not a curated record. The coding region runs from base 387 to 1079 and encodes 230 amino acids. NCBI's taxonomy places the organism in Eukaryota, Viridiplantae, Streptophyta, Magnoliopsida, Poales, Poaceae. The transcript is spliced from 5 exons. Gene Ontology annotation, biological process: coenzyme A biosynthetic process.